Molecule: messenger RNA, 712 nt
Organism: Magnolia sinica
Lineage: Eukaryota; Viridiplantae; Streptophyta; Magnoliopsida; Magnoliales; Magnoliaceae
Product: metal-independent phosphoserine phosphatase-like
Exons: 6
Coding region: 25-642 (205 amino acids)
Cellular component (GO): cytosol; cytoplasm
Molecular function (GO): phosphatase activity
Source: RefSeq, a predicted model, not a curated record
UCUCUCUCUCUCUCUCUCUCUCAAAUGGCCACUUGCCUUGUGUCCUCUAACGAGAGAACAAUCAACGCAAUGGUUGCAAUAGCAACUGAAAGUGAAUGUGCGGCUGAGAUCCCACACGAUGUUGCUGAGAUUGUCAUCGUUCGCCACGGAGAGACCACAUGGAAUGCCUCGGGAAGAAUUCAGGGCCAACUCGAAUCAGAGCUAAACGAGGUGGGAUGGAAGCAGGCGGCUGCAAUAACGGAGAGAUUGGGGAAGGAAUCAAAGCCGACGGCUGUGUACUCAUCCGAACUCAAGCUUGCAAAAAACAUGGCGGAGAUGAUCGCUAAGAACUGCCACAUCCAUGAGGGUGGCGGAGAGAGCUUCAAUCAGCUUUGUGAGAGGUCUGUGGGUGCUCUCGAGGAAAUUGCCUCUAGACACAAAGGCGAACGUGUCAUCGUGGUCACUCACGGGGGCGUACUGAGAGCAAUCUACAUGUCGCUCACCUGUGAGCCGACCGCCGGCAAGGUGUUGAAUGCAUCAAUCAACGUCCUGCAUCUCUCGGAGAAGAAGUUGGCCUUCGAGACAUGGAGUGACGUGGCCCACCUCAAUGAAGUGGGCUUCCUCCAGCGCGGCUUCAACGGCGACGCUUUGCCGCAACCGUAAGUGCGACUGCAUGAGCUAGAAAUGUAGUUAUUAUGGUCUGUUGUUCGUAAUUUAUUAAUAAGCACGGAGU